Pimephales promelas (fathead minnow) is the source of this 2577-nucleotide messenger RNA. The record is from RefSeq and is a predicted model, not a curated record. NCBI's taxonomy places the organism in Eukaryota, Metazoa, Chordata, Actinopteri, Cypriniformes, Leuciscidae.
AUGCAGGCAUUAGAGAGCAUGACUGUCCUUCUCCUGUGGCUUCUGGUUCGCUAUCUCAGUGCACUCACUCCUGAAGAUGCUUCUAAAUGUGUCCUGCAAAGUGACUUUCAGCCAGGGCUCAUGGCUAAUGGUGAUUUUCUAAUAGGUGGCAUUUUUCCUUUGCACUACAAUCAGGAAAUGCCAGAUCUCAACUGUACUUACAAACCGGCACCAGUGAAAUGUAAUGGAUUUGAUCCGAGAGCUUUCCGCUGGGCCCUUACAAUGAAACUUGCUGUAGAGGAAAUAAACAAGCGAACCGAUCUUCUACCUGAAUACACUCUGGGUUACAAAAUCUUUGACUCUUGUGCAUACCCUCUGACUGGGCAAAGAUCAGCAGUAGCUGUUCUAAAUGGGCCAAAUGAGCAAAUAAGCCCCAUGUGUGCAGGUCCUGGUCCACUGCUUGCUAUCAUAGGAGAAUCUGGGUCAGCUCAGUCUAUUGUAGUUUCAAGACUUUUGCAGCCUUUCAGGAUACCAAUGAUCAGUUAUUUUUCAUCUUGUGCAUGUCUUAGUGAUAGGAGAGUGUUCCCUACAUUCUUUAGAGUCAUCCCUAGUGAUGCCUAUCAGGUAAAGGCCAUUGCCAAACUCCUGCUGCAUUUUAACUGGACCUGGGUGGGAGUGGUACGAGGAGAUCACGAGUAUGGUCGCUUUGCCCUUCAGGGCUUACUGAAGGAGUUAGAGGAUACAGGCAUAUGUGUUGCUUAUCAGGAGAUGAUUCCUUUGUUAUACGAGCGUCGGAGGGCGCUGGAAAUCAUUCAAGUCAUGAACCACUCCACUGCUCGGGUGGUUGUUGUUUUUUCAGUAGAAGGGGAAUUUUACCCUUUCUUGAGAGAGUUUGUGACUCAAAAUAUCAUUGGAAUUCAAUGGAUUGCAAGUGAGGCUUGGGUAACAGCUUCAAUGUUAGCAGAAACAUAUCCAUUCCUAGAUGGCACAAUUGGGUUUGCAAUACGUCAAGGACACAUCCCAGGUCUCCAGGAUUACCUCAAAACAGUGACCCCAGAAAGGUACCCUUCAAACCCCCAAGUUCAGGAGUUGUGGGAGGCUCUGUAUGGUUGUUCCCCCUCCACGUCCAACUUGAACAGUAAUUUGCCCUCCUGCACAGGGAAAGAAACUCUCAGACAAGAACACUCUGCCUACAUGAACACUUCCAGCCCUCGUGUGACCUACAAUGUGUAUAAAGCAGUGUAUGCCUUUGCUCAUUCUCUACAUAAUCUCAUUCACUGCAGGCCUGGAAAUGGUCCAUUUGAGAAUGCAUCAUGUGCAAACCUCAGUAAUGUGUUUCCAUUGCAGCUUCAGCAUUAUCUUGAGGAUGUUUCCUUCUCAGUAUCUGGAGAAAAUGUUAACUUUGAUAAUAAAGGAGAUUCAAUUCCAUAUUAUGAUUUGAUAAACUGGCAAAGACAGUCAAGUGGAGAUAUUCAGUUUGUGAAAGUGGGCCUCUAUGAUGGUGCUCAGAAUUCUGGGAGAGAACUGGUGAUUGAGGAACAGGCCAUUAUGUGGUCUAAACAACAGAACAAGGUACCUGUCUCUGUGUGCAGUAAUAGCUGUGCCCCAGGGUUCAGGACAGCUGCCCGUCGUGGGCAACCUCUGUGCUGCUUUGACUGCGUUCCAUGUGAGAGUGGCAAGAUCAGUAAUCAGACAGAUUCAGUAGACUGUCUGCCAUGCCCUGAAGACUUCUGGUCCAAUGCAAACGGAACAGUGUGUGUCCCAAAAGUAGUUGAGUUUCUCUCCCAUGAUGCAAUGGGAAUCACGCUGACUGUGAUAGCUAUAGUUGGAGCCUUUCUGACUAUCACAGUGCUGGGAAUAUUUUUGCACAACAGAGGAACCCCUAUAGUCCGUGUGAAUAAUUCAGAGCUCAGUUUCUUCAUCUUGUUAUCACUGACUCUGUGUUUUCUAUGCGCUUUGGUGUUUAUUGGGGAACCCACAUCCUGGUCCUGCAUGCUACGACACACUGCCUUCAGCAUCACCUUCUCCCUCUGCAUAUCCUGCAUCCUGGGCAAGACUUUAGUGGUGCUGGCAGCUUUUACAGCUACCCGACCAGGAAACAAUAUAAUGAAAUGGUUGGGCCCAAUACAGCAAAGAAUCAUAAUCUUCUGCUGCACUCUAGUUCAGGUGGUUAUAUGUACUGUCUGGCUUGUAGCGUCCCCUCCUUUCCCCUAUAGAAACACUAAAUAUCAGCAGUCCAAGAUCAUCCUGGAUUGCAGUGUGGGCUCUGAUCUGGCCUUUUGGUGUGUGUUGGGAUACAUAGGACUUUUGGCGUGUGUGUGCUUUUUUCUGGCAUUUUUAGCACGGAAGUUGCCUGGCAAUUUUAAUGAGGCCAAAUACAUCACCUUCAGCAUGCUUAUAUUUUGUGCAGUGUGGCUGGCAUUUGUACCUGCAUAUGUCAGCCAGCCUGGUAAAUUUACAACUGCUGUGGAAAUUUUUGCUAUUUUAGCUUCUAGUUUUGGCCUGCUCCUCUGCUUAUUUGCCCCCAAGUGUUACAUUAUUUUAUUAAAGCCUGAAAAGAACACCAAGCAACAUCUCAUGGGAAAAGUUAUCAAAUGA